UAUUCUUUUAUUAUGGUUGGCAUAUCAUAUUAUACCUAUCAGCACUUGUGAUAUUUACAUUAGAUUAUACAUAUCGGUAUAUUUUGAAUUGCUGGUAUUAUAAUAACCUAAUUCAUUUAAAAUUCUAAAUCAUAUUUAUAUACAAACUGGAUUUAUCAUAUAGAUUAAAUGUAGAUCUUUACAUAAUUUUAUCUUAGAAUCUACCGACUGCUUUUAGACAGUAAUACUUUCAAAUAUAUUAUUCGUUUUUGUUGACGUUUUUCAUCAUUAUGUGUACUGUCAUGAUCUUGCACUAGGCCGAAUAGUAUACUGAAUUCAAUCAAGGUGAUUCGCGAUAAAUUUUAGGAAUAAAAUGGCGAUGCCCUGAAAUGUUAAGUUGUGAACGACAAGUAGUAAUUAAUGUAUUUUUCAGAAAUUUACGUAUGAAUGAAUACAUUCACAGGUCAGUUGCAGCCGCAAAAUCUAUUAAAACUGAGAUUAAAUAGUGAUUACUAAUUCGACAGCCCAAUGCGGCUCAUUAAUAAUUUGCUAAGACUAAAUGAUGACUUCGAUGUUGCCUAGCUUUAAUCCGCCUAUUGUGAAGCGAUUGUUGGGUUGGAAAAAAGCUGAUGGAGAAGAUAAGUGGAGUGAAAAAGCUGUAAAAAGUCUUGUUAAAAAACUUAAAAAAUCUACUGGUUUGGAAGAACUUGAGAAAGCUAUCACAACUCAGAACUGCAAUACUAAGUGUAUUACUAUACCGAGGUCUAGUCCCGGUGGUGUAGCUGAUAACGGAGUUCAAGGUGUACGAGGAAAAGGGUUGCCGCAUGUAAUUUAUUGUCGUCUUUGGAGGUGGCCAGAUCUUCAGUCUCAUCACGAGCUUAGGGCUAUUGAUCAUUGUGAAUACUCUUUUACUCAAAAAAAGGAUGAGGUGUGUGUAAACCCUUACCAUUAUCAGAGAAUACAAACACCUGUUUUACCAGCUAUUUUGGUACCGAGACAUAAUUUUUCAAAUGACGAUUCGGUACUAUACAAUACAUCUUUUGAAGAACUUAACGUUAGUGUUCCUGAAAAUACAAGUUUUCACGCUACACUAAAUCAUCGAUAUAGUAAUCAGCAAGGCAUCCCUCAUUCAUCACAACAGCAACAACCAAAUAAUCCAUAUCAAGCGAUGCAGAAUAUGCAAGCAACCAGUCCCGCAAGUGUAGGAAGUUUGGGAAGUAUUCAAGGUUCACCUCAUCCUGCGUCUGGGUCAAUGGAUCCACCGGCAGAUACUCCGCCACCUGGAUAUAUUAGCGAAGACGGUGAUAAUAUUGACCACAAUGACAAUAUGUCUCUUUCACGUUUAUCACCUAGUCCUGUAGAUGCUCAACCGGUUAUGUAUUGCGAACCAGCAUUUUGGUGUUCGAUAAGCUACUACGAAUUAAAUACAAGAGUUGGGGAAACAUUUCAUGCUUCACAACCGAGUAUAACGGUGGAUGGAUUUACGGAUCCCAGUAAUUCUGAACGUUUUUGUCUUGGUUUGCUGUCAAAUGUUAAUAGAAAUACAGUGGUGGAGCAAACCAGACGACAUAUUGGCAAAGGAGUUAGAUUGUACUAUAUCGGUGGGGAAGUUUUUGCUGAGUGUCAAUCUGAUUCAAGCAUUUUCGUUCAAAGCCCAAACUGUAAUCAACGCUAUGGAUGGCAUCCAGCGACUGUCUGCAAAAUACCUCCAGGCUGCAAUCUGAAAAUCUUCAAUAAUCAGGAAUUCGCAGCCUUGUUAUCACAAUCAGUAUCUCAGGGAUUUGAGGCCGUUUAUCAACUAACAAGAAUGUGUACAAUAAGGAUGAGUUUCGUAAAAGGCUGGGGUGCAGAGUAUCGUCGUCAAACUGUAACUUCAACUCCAUGUUGGAUUGAACUUCAUUUAAAUGGGCCCCUCCAAUGGCUUGAUCGAGUUCUUACGCAAAUGGGAUCACCUCGCUUACCUUGUUCCUCAAUGUCUUAAGAAUAAUCAUUUAAUACGUAUGAAAUAAUCAAUGGCAAAAAAAAAAUGAUCUGUAAAAUUUUAGUCAUUAUUUUUUAAUUGGAGAUUAAUUUCAUUUGUAUGAUAAUUUUGUAACUUUCCUUUAAUAAUCAUUUAUAUUUAAUAUAAUUAAAAUUCAUUCAACAUUUAUCAUUAGAAUCCUUUUUCAAAUUUUGAAAAAUAAACGUUGAGUAAUCAGUUACUUAUGUAAAGUCCUAGUCGCUCUCUGCUCCCUUCACUGGGCAUCCAUGUUUAAAAAUACUGAUGGAAAAUAAUUAAAAAACAUGAAAUUCGAAUUUUUUUCAAUAAUUUCAAUUCUUUUAUUUGUAUAAAAAGAUAUAUAGUUUGCAUGGAGUGAUUGCUUCUCAAUUACCUGAUAGCCAGAGUUUCAGACCAACAAAGUUGGUAUCAGAUACUUGCCACCAACUUAGCGACAACUUACGUUCAAGUUCCGAAUUUGUAGCUGUUAGCAUCAAGUUGGCUACAAGUUUCUGAGAAAAAGAAGACCAAUCUACUGCCGCAAUAUGUCGUGAAAUUCCUUGAGAAACUUGUCGUCAACUUGAUGUGAAAAAGUUUCAGAAGCAGUUUUUGCCGACAACCGAGUUGAUUUUCAAAACUUGCUGCCAACUUGGUGAUAAGUUGCGGCAGUAGAUUGCAGAAAGUUGCGGUCAACUUGGCUAUCAAGGUUCUUUUAAAUCAGUAUUCUUAACCAGGGAUAGUAUGAAAUUUGAUUUUCAAAUUAAGAAUAAGUUUGGCUGAAAUGUUUCUUUUACUACCUUCUACAGAUUCAAAAUUCAAUAAAACUUACUUAUA
Molecule: messenger RNA, 2791 nt
Organism: Cotesia glomerata
Lineage: Eukaryota; Metazoa; Arthropoda; Insecta; Hymenoptera; Braconidae
Gene: Smox
Product: mothers against decapentaplegic homolog 3
Exons: 7
Coding region: 539-1960 (473 amino acids)
Biological process (GO): anatomical structure morphogenesis; cell differentiation; BMP signaling pathway
Cellular component (GO): heteromeric SMAD protein complex
Molecular function (GO): I-SMAD binding; RNA polymerase II cis-regulatory region sequence-specific DNA binding; DNA-binding transcription factor activity, RNA polymerase II-specific
Source: RefSeq, a predicted model, not a curated record